CCCCAGAGGAAGGCAGACUCUGGCCCCGCCCUCCAGUUUGAGAUUGGCCAGUCGUGCUCAAACCUAGGCGAAGGGAUUAUUGAGCUCGAGCUAACUCUGUAAGAGCAUCCAGUCAACGUCCUUUAGACGGAUUAAGGACGGUGUCCCCAUCUCUACUGCCAUGGCCUUUUCUUCUGUCCUGAGACAGGGCCGAGGGGCAGUGUUGAAGACCACAGAACUAAAAGCAUGGGGGCUUCGAGAAUUUGCUUCAACAGUUUUUCUCUCUGCAAAAUCAGGAGACAGUGAAAAGGAAAAACAAAAGAAGGCUAAAACGAAACCACCACCAGAAAAUGUAGUGACACCAAAGGAAGGGGUCAAGCUAUUAACAAGAGCUGAAUUUCCUAAAAAAUUAUCAUCACCUAAUUCUUUUCCAUCAGCUGUGAAUAAAGACAAGAUCAUAGUUAAUAUUAACUCUAAUGACAUCAAACAACAGACAGAUGAUGAAGAAAGUGGGAAACUUUUGCCAGUAAAGACUACAGUAAAAUUUCCUCAAAAAGUUGCAGCUUCAUUCAGAGCCAAGGAUACUUACUUAGUAAAUCGCCAAAAGAUCCAGAAACCAGCUGAAGUUGAUUUAGCAUCCUCUUCAUCUGACUCAGAUUCUGACAUAGAAGAUAGUAUCUCUGAAAUUGUCUUGAAACCUCAGAUUGCCAUCAGAACGAAAGGAGACCUUCCACAAGGAGAUGCUUUUGAGACUAAGACCCAAAGAAAUUUGAAAUUAACCGAGAAGACUCACUUCCAGAAAGCACACAUGGACUCUUCACAGGUGGAGAAACCUCAUAAAUCAGAGACGAAAUUCAUUGUUGAGCCAUCAGAAGCCUAUAAAGAGCCUAAUAUGCCUAAAUCAGAAGUAAUAGAUUCUUUCAGAGAGCAAAGUACAAAAGAAGCACAUUUGCAGAAUUCUUUAUUUAAGGUGAAUGAAAUGACUAAAAAACCCCAAAAGGUAAUUGAAAUUCAUAGAAAGUUAUCUGACCAAAUGGAAGAUGGAUCAUCAACCCAGUCAGAUCUGGGAACAAAAUUGUUGAUAACAAAGGAAGAAAACAGGGAAGAGAAGCCAACAGUUACUGAUUUUACAAGAGAUCAUUUAAAGAACAAAGACAUUUUGGAGGAACCCAUCCUAAACUUGGAAGCAUCUCUUCCUCAGACCAAAGAAGACAUCUUAGAGGAAAAUGUGUCUACAGGAAUUAGUGGUACAAAGGAAGAAGACAUAGAAGCCUUACAAGGGGUAGCAGUGAAAUUGAAAAAUCAAGUCAACAUACCGGAGAGAGAAAGUGCUGAGGCAUUUGAUAAUUCUACCUACAAGAACCUUCAACAUCAUAACUACAACAGUUACACCUUCUUAGAUUUUAACCUGGAUCUUUUGAAAUUUAGAUUGCCUCAGCCAUCCUCAGGACGAGAAUCACCUAGACACUGAAUUAAAAGAAAAAUUUCAAGUUUCUCUGUGAUUCAACUUGUGAGUUGCUGCAUUUUCUCCUCCAUAAAUAAAAUCAAUUCAACAGUAA
This is a messenger RNA of Antechinus flavipes (yellow-footed antechinus), 1538 nucleotides long. RefSeq names its product NADH:ubiquinone oxidoreductase subunit V3 (gene NDUFV3). Gene Ontology annotation, cellular component: mitochondrion. The coding region runs from base 161 to 1450 and encodes 429 amino acids. Gene Ontology annotation, biological process: mitochondrial ATP synthesis coupled electron transport. The record is from RefSeq and is a predicted model, not a curated record. The transcript is spliced from 4 exons. Lineage: Eukaryota; Metazoa; Chordata; Mammalia; Dasyuromorphia; Dasyuridae.